Macrosiphum euphorbiae (potato aphid) is the source of this 474-nucleotide messenger RNA. The record is from the annotation of a GenBank genome assembly. NCBI's taxonomy places the organism in Eukaryota, Metazoa, Arthropoda, Insecta, Hemiptera, Aphididae.
AUGCUUUGCCAAAUUGAAGCUUGUGUUAAUUCGAGGACAAUGACACCCUUGGGAAGCGACCCUUCAGAGCCUAAUGCCCUUACUCCAGCUCAUUUCUUAAUUGGUGGGUCUUUAUUAUUAGCGCCUGAGCCCAGCUUAGUAGACGAGCGAAUAGAACAUCUACGUCGAUGGAAGUAUGUUCAAGCAUUAAUGCAAGGGUUCUGGACAAGAUGGAAUAAGGAAUACUUGCCACAAUUUCAAGUACGUGGCAAGUGGACAAGUAACAAGCCUCCACUAAGCAUCGACGAUAUAGUCAUUAUAAAGGACGAAUGCACGCCACCAGCAAAAUGGCGAUUGGGAAGAGUGAUGAAAACGCACCCUGGGAAGGAUGGCGUUGUGAGAGUCGUCACAUUGCGGGUUGGAUCCGAUUCACGGAUAAAGCGUCCUGUAGUCAAGCUACCGAGGUAUCAUCGGAAAGAAGUUGAAAAUAAAUAA